CAGAAGAGAGUAAGGAUUUCUUAUAAUAAGAACAUAGCAAGUGGUCACCCUCUUGUUACUCAAAACAAUAGAAUGGUAGGGAGGACGUUGCUAACCCCAGUAUAGAGACAUAACCUUAGUUUGCUAUCCAUUCUAGAGAAAAUGUCGACAGCAGAUCUGAUGGAAAAUCUCAGGGAAGAGCUCACCUGUUUCAUUUGCUUGGACUAUUUCACCAGCCCAGUGACCACUGAGUGUGGACACAGUUUUUGCCUGGCGUGCCUCCUUAGGAGCUGGGAGGAACAUAACACACCUUUUUCUUGUCCUGAGUGCUGGAGGACCUUGGAGGUCCCUCAUUUUCAGCCCAAUGAGCGUUUGGGGAGGCUGGCUAGCAUUGGCAGACAACUCCGAUGCCAGGUGCAGCAGAGUGAGGAUGAACAAGGCAGUUAUGGGAGGAUGCCAGCAGCCACUAAGGUGUUUGAUGACGAGCAGGGCAUGAUCGCUUUCUCAAGCCAAAGUCAUGGAGUAAGCAGGGUAUAUCUCUCAAGUGAGACUGAGGAGCAUCACAAAGAGAAACUUCAGGAAAUCCUAAAUCUUUUGCGUAAAAAGAAAAAGGAAGCUCAGACCAUAUUAACCCAUGAGAAGGAAAGAGUAAUACUGUGUAAGGAGGAGACGAAGACUUGUAAGCAGGUCGUGGUGUCGGAAUACAUGAAAAUGCACCAGUUCCUGAAGGAAGAGGAACAGCUGCAAUUGCAACUACUGGACAAGGAGGAAAGACAGAACAUGAAGAAACUGAGAGACAAUGAGACUCAGCUGACUCAGCAGAUCCGAAGCCUGAGUAAAAUGAUCGGGCAGAUAGAGUCUACCUGUCAGAACUCCAUUUCAGAGUCUUUUGAGGAAGUGAGAGGAGCCCUGGAGAGGAGUCAGCCCCUCUUACUUCAGUGUCCAGAGGCCACCACGACAGAACUGAGUCUGUGCCACAUCACUGGAAUGAGGGAGAUGCUAAGAAAAUUCAGCACAGACAUAACGCUGGAUGCAGAUACAGCCAAUGCCUACCUCGUCUUGUCGGAGGAUCUGAAAAGUGUGAGAUAUGGAGGAAGCAGACAGCAGUUACCGGACAACCCAGAAAGAUUUGACCUAUCUGCAACUGUGUUGGGUGCUCAGGUCUUCACUGGUGGGAGACACUACUGGGAGGUGGAUGUGGGCAACAAGACCGAGUGGGAGGUGGGCAUCUGCAAGGACUCAGUGAGCAGGAAGGGGAACCUCCCAAAGCCGCCGGGGGACCUCUUCUCACUUAUAGGCUUAAAAAUUGGAGAUGAUUAUAGUCUUUGGGUCUCGUCACCUUUGAAAGGGCAGCAUGUCAGAGAGCCUGUGCACAAGGUUGGUGUUUUCUUAGACUAUGAAUUGGGACACAUAGCCUUCUACAAUGUGACAGAUGAGUCCCUCAUCUACAGUUUCCCUCCGACCUCCUUCCAAGAGGCGCUCAGACCUAUCUUUUCCCCUUGCCUGCCCAAUGAGGGGACAAACACAGAACCGCUUACUGUCUGCUCUCUGAACAGCCACGCCUGAGGGACGUGCCCCUGAGCCUUUAUGAGGAUGAGACUAAAGACCGAUGGAUGACUCUUAAAUAAGACGAUUGAUGUGUUGACAGUUUUACCCUCAGGUGAUCUGAAAGAAAAACACUCAUCCUUGCAAGAGUUUCUCUUAAUUGGAACCCACAAUGAGCAGCCCAAGGAGACCACCAACUUCCACACCAAUAGGAAGCUGAACAUACCUUGUGUAUUUAACCCAAUCUCUUAGACUGCCCUGUGUAUGUGCUAGUCACUCAAAGUAGAGAUAGAAUUAUCCCCUGUUAUCCUGAAUCCCCCUGUCAUAGGCCAGUUUAUAAAU
Messenger RNA from Tupaia belangeri chinensis (Chinese tree shrew), 1866 nucleotides. RefSeq names its product tripartite motif family like 1 (gene TRIML1). The coding region runs from base 142 to 1545 and encodes 467 amino acids. Lineage: Eukaryota; Metazoa; Chordata; Mammalia; Scandentia; Tupaiidae. The record is from RefSeq and is a predicted model, not a curated record. The transcript is spliced from 6 exons. Gene Ontology annotation, molecular function: protein binding.